AUGCCCAGCACCGAGCAACCCGCUACCACCCCCCCAACAACCGUCGACAGCGGCCUCGCUGCCUCGCUGAUCCCUCCACCCAAGCCAAGCACCACCACCACCACCACCAUCACCAGCACAACCAACACUACUCCCCCCAUCUCCGAAGACCACCCCGGCACCACCAGAACUGGCACCGUCACUCGCACCAGCACUAGCACCAGCGCCGCAGCCGCCACCGCAGCCAUGGAGCACACCAUGGCCUGGAAACCGGCGCUCGACCGGCGCCAGAGCUGGGACCCGCAGGAGUGGAAGCACGACGUGCAGACGCGGCAGUGCGACGCCUGGACGGGGGCGCGGGCGCGGGCCGGGGCCGGGGGGUUUUCGGAGGCGGGGUAG
Thermothielavioides terrestris NRRL 8126 is the source of this 378-nucleotide messenger RNA. RefSeq lists its product as uncharacterized. The record is from RefSeq and is a predicted model, not a curated record. The coding region runs from base 1 to 378 and encodes 125 amino acids. NCBI's taxonomy places the organism in Eukaryota, Fungi, Ascomycota, Sordariomycetes, Sordariales, Chaetomiaceae. The transcript has a single exon.